Molecule: messenger RNA, 5002 nt
Organism: Gambusia affinis (western mosquitofish)
Lineage: Eukaryota; Metazoa; Chordata; Actinopteri; Cyprinodontiformes; Poeciliidae
Product: spindlin-Z-like
Exons: 8
Coding region: 688-1473 (261 amino acids)
Biological process (GO): gamete generation
Source: RefSeq, a predicted model, not a curated record
GUAUUUGGCAGGAAGAUCCGGCGUCUUCGUCUAGCAGGGCUCACUAUUUGGCCAGAGGCAGAAAGGCGGGACUCGACGGUUGAAGAAUUUUUUGGCUCCACUGAAAUCCUGCACGCAUGCACCUAGAAAACCACGGAAAUGAGCAGGAAAAAUCAUCCCAAUCCUUAGAAGACCUGCUGAAUGAAGGUCCCAGGAAAACAGGACAGUUGAGUUUUCCUACCAGCGCCUCCUCCCGGACCACCUGGGCUUUUAUUUUGAAGGGCGGCGCCAGACUUUCCCGCCCUCCCUCCAUCUUGGCGCAGCCAGCUUGACGCAGCGGAGCCUCAAACGGAGGCAGAGCGGAUCAAUCUGGAGCUUCGGCGGCUGAUUGGGAUCAUGCGGCAGCGCUGACCGCCGUGUCGAAAAUCUUCCUGCCGUUUCCAGUUUGAGUCCAACAGCUUGACGUCCCCCAGUGGCCCCUGUGGCUCCCAGUGGCCCCCAGCCUCCAGGCGUUAGACCGAUCCUGACCUGGAUGAGACGUCUCACCGGAUCCGAAUAAUUCCUGGUUCACCUCCUCCCUUCUCUCCCUUCCCUCCCCUUUCCUUCUCCCUCCCUCCAUCCUCACCCCCCGUCCUGAGUCCAGACUCAAAGCAGCGACCUGAUUGGCUGUCCCCCCCAUUCCCCCACCCACCACCCCCAGGUGAAUGAAUGAAGACUCCAUUUAAGAGCCCAGCGGCGCCGCGGCCCCGAGCGGACGGGGGACAUUCCGGCGUCUCUGCAAACAUGAUGAAGAAGAAGAAUCCACACAAGAAGCAGAGGACCAGCGUUGGACCCAGUAAGACGCUGGUUCCGCCCAGGAGGAACAUCGUGGGCUGCCGGAUCCAGCACAUCUGGAAGGAGGGCAGUAAAUCGUCCCAGUGGAAGGGGACGGUUCUGGACCAGGUUCCGGUCAACCCGUCUCUCUACCUGAUCAAGUACGACGGCUUCGACUGCGUCUACGGCCUGGAGCUGUACGCCGACGAGCGCGUGGUCGGCCUGGAGGUUCUGCCCGACAGAGUGGCUCAGGCCCGGGUGAGCGACUCGCUGCUGGCGGAGACGAUGAUCGGGAAGGCGGUGGAGCACAUGUUUGAGACGGAGGACGGGCCGAAGGAGGAGUGGAGGGGGAUGGUUCUGGCCCGAGCCCCCAUCAUGACCACCUGGUUCUACAUCACCUACGAGAAGGACCCGGUUCUGUACAUGUACCAGCUGCUGGACGACUACAAGGAGGGCGACCUGCGCAUCAUGCCCGACUCCAACGAGAACGUGGCGGCGGAGCGGGAGCCGGGCGAGGUGGUGGACAGCCUGGUGGGGAAGCAGGUGGAGUACGCCAAGGAGGACGGCGGGAAGCGGUCGGGGAUGGUCAUCCACCAGGUGGAGGCCAAACCCUCCGUCUACUUCAUCAAGUUCGAUGACGACUUCCACAUCUACGUCUACGACCUGGUCAAGACCUCCUAAGGCCCGGCGCGUCCAGACGGCAGCCGGACUUUGUAGCUCUUUGUUUCUAGAGACGCCUUAACGCGACGGACGCGGCGCCAUCAGUCAUCGACUCUUCAACCGGACCAAACGGCUGGAACCUGCCUUGGGUUUCCAGACUAUGGCGGAACAAGCGUCCGUCUUUACUAAACUUCUCCUUCCUGUGACUCCAUCCGGAGGAACGCCUCAUUCCUGACGGCCCUCUGGACCCGAGGCGGGGCGUCUGAGCCCGACGGGGUUAAUGACGGGGUGGGACGGCGACAGGAACACGGACCGCUCUGAGUCUGGCAGAGAAAAGACCUUCCCUGUGAAAUUUGUGCCAAAUUGUUGAACUUUUCUAGAGCGUCACUCCAACCGGCUGGUUUUAGGUUCCUGAAGUGAACAUCCGGAUGAUUCUGCAUUUAUACUGUAACGGUUUUCCACAUGCCCCGCCCCCCGACUUCUAAAUGUGGACAAUCAGAACCUCAUACCGUAUUAACCCAGAUAACGGUGAACUUUAGACCCUCUGACGCUUUCAGGAUCUGCUUCUGGACCGAGGAACCUUCCAGAUUCCAGAGCCGACCCUGGAAGACCACAGAGGAGGUUUUCCCAACAGAUCCCUGGAGUUCUGACAGUCCGAUCCAGAUGAUCCGGAUCAACUGAUCCUGGAGCUUCAGAGUAUGUGGGGGGGACCGAUCCUGGACUUCUUAACAGUCCAGUGAUCCAGAGACGAUCCCGGUCAACGGUUCCUGGAGUUUCUAUCGGAAUCUGCUGAUCCAAAUAUAACGUGGAUCAAUGGAUCCUGGAGUUCCCAUGGAGUCUGUUGGUCCAGAGAUGAUCCGGAUCAGUGGACGGAUCCGGAUCCUGGGGUUCCUGUCGAUGACCCGACUCGCUGCUGUUGUAGUUUACAGUGUUUUCUUGUACAGUGAUCUUAUGUUGGUGCGUUGGACGUCUUCGGUUCCUCCGUGUCGGUUUCGUUCCCAGUCGGUCCGACUGGGUCUGUGGAUGGAGGCGCUCUGCCGCAUCCAGUCGGGUGUUUGAAGGAAGUCCUGCUCUUUUCUCUGAUGUAGCCCGUCUUCAGUUUCCCUUCCUCCAACAGACGCGCCAGCCGCCAUGUUGCCUGAUCUCAUGUGCCUGAAGGACGGAUCCAGACAUUCCUGCUGGCUGGGUUGGGAAGCGUCGCUCACGGCUCCGGCGUUCCUUUCUGGGUGGAUCCUGUUGAAUCUUUUCCAGAUUUCUAAUCUGCUGAACAUCCAGUUCAGCCCAAAACCCAAAUGGUGUCCAGCGUUGCUUCUCCUCCAGAUCUCCUCUAAACUAAAGCACAGGUUUUAAUUUUGAUUCAAUUAAACUCAAAUCUGAAAAUAUGGGAAUUCAAACGUUCUCUUACUUUUUCUUCUUUUUAGAGAAUUCCUACUCAGAAUCCUGAGAAAAAUUUUAUUCUAACUUUAAUUUCUAUCAGAAUUGUUUACAUUUUUAUGCACCUUUCAGUCAAUCUAGUCUUAAAGCCCAAAUUCUGUUUAGAGUCAGAAUCUCUUUUUUUACUUUUCAGUGGUUAUAAUUUUCAGAAAACAUUUGGACACAUUUUGUUCAUGUUGAGAAACAACCAAAGCUUGGAAACCUGCUAAUCUGGAGCUAAUCUGGUGGGAUGUUGGAUUAACAUCACAAUCUGGGGAUUAAAGUGGAUCUUUUUGACUAAUUGAAGUUGCAGAUGGAUUUUUUUUUUCUAAGACUUGAUUUAUUGGAUCUUUAUAAAAACUGAUGUUCUGGUUCUGGAGUAAAGGAGCAGCUGAAUAAAUCUUCUCUGUUGGGUUCAGAUCAGAUUUCUUUUAUUCCCUGGAGCUUUAGCAUACUUCAGGAGUUAUCUGUUAUUACAGCAGUUUUUAAAAAAGUUUCCAUUCAUUCCUACAGAUCAGAACCUGAACAUUGGACCGUUAAUCUGGAUGAAAUCUGAAGAGGUUCUUGUCUUGGCUGAGGGGAUCAUAGUUUCAUUUGAGUCAUUUUUACUCCAGUUUCCAGAAUGUUGAUGAUUAAUUGAAUUGAAAAGUUCCAGUUUUCAUGAUUACAUUCAAAGUUACAUUUUGAUUCAUUUCAUUUAUUUCAGAAUCACUCUCCAUAUCAUUUCUUGUGAUUUAUUUUUUUCCAAAAUCAUGGAGUUUAGAGCAGGCCAUCAUUUUUUACACUUUCUUGAAUGCAUGAUGGUGCAGCGCCGUCGUUUAGAGAACAGGUGGGUUUUGAACUGAAGGUCUGGAAACACAAAUAUCUGCUACUGACUGAAACCGCAGAGUUUCUGUUGUAUGGAAGACGUCUGCUGAGGGAUUCGAGGUUUUCAUUUUUAUGGUUCAGAUUCUACAACUUGUGAAAUCCAAAUACUUAUGGAGUCUUGUUUUGUAUUUCUAAAGCAAUCAUAGAUUUUUACCGUUGACAUUUUUUUCUAGAUGGUCAAAAAUGCACAUCAAAAUCGAGGCCAUAAUUUCAAAACUAAAGGUGGGACUCUACUAAAAUGUUUAAUGGACGUAAUUAGAGGAUCUGUUAUUAAUUAAUAAAAUUAUAUAUCGACAAAAUAAGCAACAUUUUAAAUUCAGAAACUUUUCCUGCUGAAUAAACAGACAUCUGAGCUCAACAGCAAAUCUAGUUUUUAUUUUGUCCUUCAACCAUCAGAACGCUGACAUUAGCGCUAGCUGCUACAUCAUUAGCAUUGAGAUGCUACUUUAGCCUUAAAUACCUUCACUAUUAUGUUAACCGCUUUUAACACAACUUGAACACAUUAGUCUUUUACAGACUAAAGUUGAACCCCGUGGGCCGAGAAGCGCCUGUGUCCGCCAUCACUGCUGUUAGCUUGUGCAUCAGUUUUAUGGGCAUACUAGACAUUUGCAAAAACAAAGGUUCCGGUUGGAAUAUUUCUAUGUUUUUCUUAAAAAAGAAGAAAGAAUAAUUGUGUUACAUUUUAAUCAAAAACAUUUUCUAUAUACUCAAAUUUAAUUUGAUUGUAUUACCCAUCUGGACUUUCUAUAGAAUUCCUCUACAUGUUGUAGUUUUACAGCAGCUGAAAUGUUGAUUAAAUUUAAGCAGCUCUUGAAAAUGUAACUUCCAGAACAUCGGGUCUGGAUAAAUCUGUCCUUUGCAACCAGAAAACAUCAGAUUUCCCAGGUGUUCACAUCAUCAGCUCGCCCAGAUUUAUUCGUCGUUUCUGGUUCUAGAAGGUAAAUUUAGAUUAAAGCGCCUCUGCUGCUCCAGGUAAAUCCAGAUGAAUCUCCCCUGAUUCCGGUGGCUCCAGGGUCGGACUGAUGUGAUCCUCGUUAUUUUCCAGAAAACUCUGGAUCUGUUGUGUGAUUGGACGUGAGUGCUGUAGCGCCGCCUCUGUUCAGAUAGUGUCACUGCAUGCUGCUUUUCUCGCUCUGUGGAAACUGAUGUGUUGCAUGUUUGUAGGUUUCAGUUGUUCGGUUCUCGCCUGUCUGUCGUGGCUUUUGGUGCCUCUUGUUUCCUUUGGUUUGUUUUGUACCUUUAGCCCCCUGGCGGGCUGAAGCACUUAUGG